CCUCUGAUACCGGAAAUUCACUACGGAUUGCUUUUUACUUUGGAUGCCUUUUUCUCUAUAUUCUGAACUUUUUUUUUAUAUAUUCUAAUGCUAUUUUCAAGCUUCCUAUCAAGUUUAUGAUUGUUAUCCUUUCGUUUUGAAAUGAUUAUUUGAGAUCUAAAGUCUUGAGAAACGCGUUAGGUUCGCGUUUAACCAUUUUAAACUUUGUCGCAUGCGAAUGGCGGUCCUGGUCUCAAAAGUCAUGAACCCUCUUCAAGAGGAGGGACAGGAAAAGACUGUACACCCUUUCUUUCAGAAGCCAUUGAGUAUGUUUUGUUCUAAGAACUCAUUGGAAGCUUUAAAUUAUAGCACUAAAAAAAUCAAAACUGAUCAAAUCUCAGAACCGACACAGGCACAGUCGAUUCAAAUUCAAGACGAACCAGAGACUGAAAAGGCACCCAAAAGAGGGCAAAGGAAAAGUGUGCGAAGUGUGAAGUCAUCGGUUGCGGGAAACGACACAACGCAGCACAAUGGAACUUCACACUCAUCCGAAAUUACAAAUGGAGAACAAGCAGAUUUAUUAGAGGUUGAUCCGAAUAAUGGUAGGAGAAAACGUCGAAAGACUACCUCCCCGGAAGCUGAAGCUACAACGGAGGUGGAGAUAGAAGGACCGUUCACAACAACUACGACCACUACGCCAACAAAAGCAUCGAAACAUCUGCGAACCUUGAAGCACAAACAGGCUACCAUCACCAAUUCAAAAAAAGCAGAAGUACCCACGAACGAAGCAUUUUCCUCCCAUGGCCUAUCAUUCAACAUUAAAGUCUCAUCACCACCUGAAAAUGAUUUGGUUGAGGAGCCUGCGUCUGAAGUCAAAGCCUUCGAAGAAGCCAAGUCGAGCUUAGAAUCAUCUGCGAACGAUCCCACAAAACGGACAAUUGAUGACACUCAUAGGCCUAGAAAAGUCCUACAAUUCAACCCGAAGACUGGUACCAUAGGGUCACCGCCCAAAAUAAAUUUUCUUCCAAAAAAGAAAGGGAGGGCCAAGAAAUCCACUGUUGACGAAGGGGCAAAUUCAAAGAUCAUUGUCAUUGGCUAUGGCGGUGGACAAACUCCAGCUUCCGUAGUUGGCGCUAAAAUAGAGGAUAUUUUAAAAGGCAUUAAAAUCUCCACAUCGAACACUGAAACAACUUUGGCGGACGUGAAAAAUAUAAAAGAAGUCACAUCUAGGAAAGGAAAUGGAGUAGAUGUUGUUCCAUGGUGGAAAACUGCAAAAAAGAAAGCACCUGUGCAAGAAGAAGUAGAGGAACCGUCGAAGGCACAACAAGGGGAAGAAGGAAGAUCUUCCCUAGGCAGACCACCAUCACCGUCAAAGAUUCUAUCCACUUUUGGCCGACCACGUUCAAAUGAAGUAAAUCAGGCCCCACCAAUUUUUGGAGGCCUCACGGCAGCUCCGAAAACCCCAAAAUUUCCUGGUGCCAUUGAGCCAGCUUGGCCAUGGUCUGGAAUGGUACAUGUACGUGGUGACCGGGAAAGAGAUGCGGAAGAUUCAAACACUUCCUCUACCAGCACGUUGGAUGGGGAAUACCGCGGCGGCAAGAAAGGAGCGAAGUAUCAAGCAGUUGAAAUCGUUAAGAAUGAAGAUAUUAUCAAUACUUUUACAGCGGAAUUACGAAUUGAGGAAACAUUCAAUAGCAUCCAAGACCUUCAUAUUGAUGAUUUUGCUCCAAUUUCUCCUUGUCUUCGUGUGCCAUCUAAACACGUCGAAUCAGGCCCAAAUCUCCAACGAAGGGUUCGAAGAGAACUUGUCUCCAAGUUGCAGCCAGUAGUGCAUGACGAGUCGAGUGAUGACGAGAUUCAAGAGCGAGAUAUAAAACGUUCAAAUGUUCACCCUACUCUUACAAAUAUUUACAACUUAAUUGCCACUUCACUAUCAGCAUUCGACAAGGCUGAAUGUGAGAAUCAAUCCUGGACGCAGAAGUAUGCACCUAAUAGCGCGGAGGAAGUCUUACAACCUGGACCAGAGGCUUUGAUUUUGAAAGAAUGGUUGCAGAAAUUGACAGUAAUGUCAGUAGAAUCGGGUUCUGCUGAAAAUAAGAUCACAAAGAAAUCCACGUCAUCGAAAGGGGAGCUUCCUGGAAAGAGGAAGCGAAAAUCGAAAAAGCUGGAUUGUUUUGUAGUUUCAAGUGGCGAAGAAGAUAACGAUAUGGAUGAAAUCACAGAGCCAGAAGAUGGAGACUUGUUAGGAGGCUCAGGUCUGGUCAAGAAGACAGUCGUGCGAUCUGGUGAUUUGAUUGCAAAAGGCUCCAAGGAUUCCAAGCGCCUUGCCAAUGCGGUCGUUAUGAGUGGGCCACAUGGAUGUGGCAAGUCUGCCACAGUAUUUGCUGUUGCAAAAGAACUUGGGUUCGAAGUGUUUGAAAUCAAUCCUAACUCUAAAAGAAGUGGGAAAGAGGUUAUGGACAAAGUUGGAGAUAUGACGAGGAAUCAUUUAGUCCAAAGAUCCAAGGUCGACAAAGUACCCACCAAUGCAAAUGAUGAUGAAGAACGAUUGUCGAAUGCCGUAGCUGAGGACUUAAAGAGCGGUCGUCAGGGCACCAUGAAUUCAUUUUUUACAUCCAAGACGCCAAUGAAACCAAAACCUGCAGGCAAGGACGUAGAACCAAGUGCAGCCCAACCAGAUACCAGCAAGGGCGCAACAGCACCAAAGGGGUCAACAAAGCAACAAAAACAAUCCUUGAUACUGCUAGAAGAAAUUGACGUUCUAUAUGAGGAGGACAGAGGAUUUUGGCAAACGGUUAUGCUUCUAAUUGCCCAAAGCAAACGACCCAUUAUCAUGACUUGUAAUGAUGAAGCCGCGGUGCCAAUCGCUGCUCUGUCUUUGCACGCAAUCAUACGCUUUAAUGCGGUGCCUACCGAUCUCGCCGUGGAUUAUAUGCUACUCGUAGCUGCCAAUGAAGGUCAUGUCAUUCGCCGUGAGGCAGUGAAGGCUUUAUAUGAGAGUCGAGCAUCAGACCUCCGUGGUUCUUUGACGGAGCUAGAGUUCUGGUGCCAAUUUGCAGUUGGAGACCGUAAAGCUGGGAUGGAGUGGUUUUACCCCCGUUUACCUUUGGGAUGCGAUCUUGAUGAGCAUGGUGAUAAGUACCGCGUCGUUAGCGAGGAUACUUACCGAACUGGAAUGGGCUGGCUCUCUCAAGACGCUCUUGAGAGUCAACGUCCUUACAUCGAUAUUGAAGAAGAAACUUUACAUGAAUCUUGGAAUGGUUGGCGUAUUGAUGUUGGGGAUUGGCAGCGAAACCUAGAUAUCAGCACUUGGGCGAAAAAUAUCAAUGAUUUCGUCAAUGAUCGGGCCACUGAACGAGCUGCUUUGAUUAUGUACGACGACUUUACCGAAGCUAUGAGUGCUGCAGAUUAUUUCUCAAGUUUCAGUUUUGGCGCCGAUAACCAGGUAAGUCUUACCAAUUAACACCACUUCUACUUGUUGCUAAUAAAAAUAGGUUAUCAUUGAUGCUAGUCACCCAAAACUGUCUAGCAAGGCCAGAGAAGAUUAUACUCUUGCGAACCAAUUACUUGAUGUAUCACCACAAGCUAUUUAUGACGAGACAAGUAUCAAUAUAUCUUUAUGGAUGAAGUCUCGAGCUAGGGAAGUCCUCCAAAUUCGUCAACAUGUCGAACAUGGUUGGGAAAUUCAUCGAGAACUUGAUGGGGCUACAGAGAAACAGGUUCAAAACCUCAUCCGAUCUCAACCAUGUCCUGAUAGUAAUGCUAUAACUCGCCGCGAUUUGAGCUUAGCCUUUGAUCCUAUUUCAGAGGCCGAAAAGACAUACGUUUGGUCCACCGGAAAUCUUGAAGCUUCGUGCUUUGAUCGAACCAUGAAUCUCAUCAUACUUGAUGUCGCUCCUUAUGUGAGAUCCAUAGUAUCUUAUGAUGCACGUUUACAGAAGGAUCGAGUCCGUCUCAGCAAUCUACUUAGUCAAGGCGGAAGUACAAAGGCACCAAAAACCAAAAGAAUGAGAACAACUCGAGCAGCUAUGUCAGCCCUUGAAGGAGGGGCGAGGAGUACGACUAGGAAGGAAAAGUAUUUCAGUCAGGAUAUCAACCCAUAUCUAGUUCUUAGGACUGGUUCACAAAGUUGGUUAGAUGCAGUUGUAUCUCUUACAGCAGGGACGGAUCAAGGAAGUCGAAGAUCGAGUAUGCAGAUGUCGGAUGGAAAUAUGGAUACUGAAAGUGGACGAGAUGAACUUAUAGAAUAAAGCGGUAAAGAGAAGUGCUUAGGAUCGAGGAUCACCUUUGACAUAGCAUUGGCCAUCAUGGCAUCAAUAUAGGUAUACGUUUGCAUUUGCGAAAAGGGGCUCUUUGGAGACAUGGGCCGGUGGAGCAAAAAGGUAUUUGGCAUAUAAGGUAACCUUAGCAUGAGAAGUUGGGUAUAAGCAUGCAUA
Sclerotinia trifoliorum is the source of this 4415-nucleotide messenger RNA. NCBI's taxonomy places the organism in Eukaryota, Fungi, Ascomycota, Leotiomycetes, Helotiales, Sclerotiniaceae. The record is from the annotation of a GenBank genome assembly.